CUAGAGGAAGAUUGCCUUGGCCAAUUAGAAGAUGGGAUACAAUCGUUUUAGGAAUAUAUCCCUCCCCCUGGCCUUUCAAGCAAAUUAUCCGGCUACUCUUCAUCUGCGGCAGUUUCCCUCACGAACCGCUUGUGUAUUUGCGCAUGGACUCCCGCACUAAACCGCCGAUUCGCGCAAGUGGAAUAUGGGGGUAGGAGAGUGUGUUCUGUUUAUUCGCUGGAGUGUUCGGCAUAAAGGCAUCCUUGUGUAAUCUACAGGUUGUGUUGCUCUUGCCUGGUAGACCUUACCUAGGUGUUUCUUGACAUAGUCGUCAAUUUUCUACCUAACAUAUAGGGGAACCAAAAGAUGCAGUGGCGCUCUCUUGCAACUCUGGCGGCGCUCUUGUCAGCGCCGGAUGCCGCCUACGCGCAGCAGAUGAUGCGAUUCUCAUGCUCGAAGCUAACAAUCGAGCGUCUGGAUCCGCUGGUGUCCCCGGGGAUGAAUCAAUCGCCACACAUGCACCAAGUUGGCGGCGGUAACUCCUUCACAGCAACUAUGACGCCUGUUGAGUAUGACCCAGUUAAGGAGUCGACUUGUACUUCAUGCAGCUUCUCGGAAGACUUUUCGAACUACUGGACCGCCAAUUUGUUCUUUAAAGCUCGCAAUGGGACUUUGAAACGUGUACCACAGCUGGUUAAUAUGGGCCUCAAGGCUGAUGGCGGGUUGACAGUGUAUUAUAUUCCGCCAUAUGAUGGAAAGAGUAAUGUCACGGCAUUCAAGCCGGGGUUCCGCAUGUUGGUCGGGGACGCGAUGCUACGGCAAGCCGAGGGCCAGCAGCGCCAACUCUGCCAUCGAUGUUUUGCCACGAUUAACCAGGUGCCGUUCGGAGGCGCUCCUUGUACUGGCGAUGACACGGCAUCGCUUCCUUCUAAAAUGUGUAACGGCGGUAUUCGCACAACGAUUACGUUUCCAACUUGCUGGGAUGGAGUGAACGUUGACUCGCCCGACCACAAGAGCCACGUCGCAUACCCCGAGACAGGAACAUUUGAAAGCAGUGGCCCCUGCCCAGCUAGCCAUCCCGUCAAACUACCUCAACUCAUGUACGAAAUCAUUUGGGACACCCGAGAAUUUAACGACCCGGAUAUGUGGCCCGAAGAUGGGUCCCAACCUUUUGUGUAUAGCAUGGGAGACGGCACGGGUUACGGUCAGCACGGUGACUAUAUCUUCGGUUGGAAGGACGACGCAUUGCAGCGAGCUUUGGAUGCUAGGUGUAGCAACGAUCGCUGCUCAGAGCUCAAGUCACAGUCGGCGGAAGAGGCGAUGCGGUGUACGCUCAACCAAACUGUCCCUGAGAAGUACGACGGAUGGUUAUCUCAGCUUCCUGGCAACUGGACCAUCACUUACAGUUGAACUGGAUAUAAAUACUAGGUAGGAAUACGGGUACUAGUUUGUUUCCAUUUCCGUAGAAUGAAUGUUUU
Molecule: messenger RNA, 1457 nt
Organism: Annulohypoxylon truncatum
Lineage: Eukaryota; Fungi; Ascomycota; Sordariomycetes; Xylariales; Hypoxylaceae
Exons: 5
Coding region: 346-1389 (347 amino acids)
Source: RefSeq, a predicted model, not a curated record